This is a messenger RNA of Bursaphelenchus okinawaensis, 805 nucleotides long. The record is from the annotation of a GenBank genome assembly. Lineage: Eukaryota; Metazoa; Nematoda; Chromadorea; Rhabditida; Aphelenchoididae.
AUGACGGCCAUAACACGGUCGCCGCUGAAUACGGACCUGAUGGUAGAAUUCACGGUGAACGACUUAUACCUAGCCACUGUGGACGACUGGUCGGCGAUACAGUUUGCAGCUUCCGUAGGAUUAUUACCCAAUUCUAGGAAGUGCGAAAGAUGUGGCAGACCAAUGCAUUUAGUCAGUCGACAAGAGAAUAUAGACAAGAAACGAUGGAUUUGUAAGAUCAGCGAGGGACGAAAGAAGCGCUACUGUUCCACGAAGAGCAUCAGAAGUGGGACUUUUUUUGAGAAGUCUCAUCUGACUAUCAAGACUAUUGUGCAUAUCAUCUACUGGUGGUCGUUAGAAGUACCGCCGAAUUUGAUCGAGCCGUUGUGCAGUAUAACAUCAAAAGCGGCCGCGGAUUUUGCACUGUUUUUGAGACAAGAAUGCGAAAAGUAAUUUCUAUGAACUUUUUGAUCAAACUUAAAUUUUGUUGUUUUCUCAAUUGUUUUAAGAACUAAAAUUAACAACUUUUAACAUUUUCUAAUACUAUUUUUUCGUUUUCAGAUACUUCCUUGGCCACAAACUGGACUGGGAGGAACACAACAACAACUCAGUGGAAGUCGACACAACAGAUUCGUCAGAAACUUCAUCGUCGUCGUCUACACAGAGUCGAUGGGCAGCUGCCAAACGAAAACAAGGGCCGUUGGAGUCUUCGGCCGCUGGAAUGCUAGAGAAAAAGUUUAGAAUCGAGGCCAAUGGUGCUGUCUUUGCUAAAAUCAUUGAUGCUAUCAAAACAUCGCAUAAUUCAAGUCAGUUUCUAUUGCUUUAG